AUGCCUCCACCUAAACUUCUUUACACCACUGCUGAAGGCCGAAGGGUUUAUCCCUUUCGCCAAAAUAUUAAUGGUCGACAGUUAAGCGAACUUCACAUUGAUCCUCACUAUGAAGAAGAGCAUAGCGAAUAUAUGACUGAUGAAAUGAUUUAUAAAUUAGCCAAGCAGCUAGUCCAAGUAGAAAAAAGAUUUAUUCCCGAGGCCAGGGAAGUGACUUCUUGGGCAUUCGAACUUGCCAUCGCUAUCACAAAAAUGAUAAAAAAGAUAAUAAGGGGCUUGCCGGAAAAUGCUUCGCCCGAAGAAAGGUUAAAAUACCGCAUCGGAAAAGCAAUUUUAACUUACCAACAGGACAACCGAUUGACUCUAACCGAAGUAGCUCAUAAGUUAAACAUUAACGAAACUAAAUUUUAUGACCUUUGCCGAGGCCAAGUUAAUGCCUUUGCUUUAUCUGAUCUAGUGGCUUAUUUGGAAAAGCUAUCUCCACAACAAAUUAGUAAAAAAGAAUUUCUCUAUGAGCUUAAAUAUCGUAUCGAACAAGAAGAAAUAGCCGAAGAAGAGAUAAUCAUUCUUAUGCGAAAUUAUUUGCUAAAAGAGGAAGAAGAAUGA
This is a messenger RNA of Funneliformis geosporum, 606 nucleotides long. Lineage: Eukaryota; Fungi; Glomeromycota; Glomeromycetes; Glomerales; Glomeraceae. The record is from the annotation of a GenBank genome assembly.